AGUCGGUGCUCGGUUCCCGGUGCUCGGUACUCGGCCGGGCCGGCGGCAGGUCGGGGCCGGGCGGAGGCAGCGCCGCGGGCUGAGAGGCGAGCGGGCCGGACCGUCCCGUACCCUCAGGCCGCUCCCUUGCUCUGGCCGCUGCUUCCCUCCCUUCACCGUAGCCAGAAGCGCCGCUUUCCGUAAACAAGUGCCUGUGUUGGAUCAGCAGAGACUUCAGACGUGAAGGACUUGGGGUGAAAAUGGCUGCGGAGGAGAAGUGUAAGGGCAGGGCUUCCAAGCAGCAGAAGGAGGCUGAGCACGGCGGGGAGAGGGAGCCGGGUGUGCUCCUGGGCCGGCAGCUGCCUGAAGCCGGGAGGUUCGCGUACGCGGCGCUCUGCGGGAUAUCCCUGGCCUGGCUGUUCCCUGAAAACGAGCAAAGCUCCUUCAGGACAGAAUUCAUCAAGGGCUUUGUGAAGUGGCUGGACCUGCCUGAUGCUGUCUUACCUGCCAUGACAGCCUUUGCUGAUGGCUUAGGAGGUGAGGGCACAGAAACUUUCACUGAAAUUUUGCUGAAGGAUCCCAUCUUGAAAGAAAAUCCACUUCUCAUUACCCAGGACCUUUUAUCGUUCUCUCUUCAAGAUGGAUCCUACGAUGCUCGAGCCAGGGUGUUGAUCUGCCGUGUCAGCUGGCUGCUGAGAAUUCCCUUGGAGGAUCUGGAAGUCCUGGAGGAAUCUCUGCUUGAGAGCCUGAAGGAACAAAAAGAGGAAGAGUCAGAAACUGCAGAAGUCUCAAGAAAAAAGAAGGAAAGAAGGAAAAAGCUGAAGAGAUACCUUCUGAUUGGUCUGGCAACUGUUGGGGGUGGAACAGUGAUUGGUCUGACAGGAGGCCUGGCUGCCCCUCUGGUUGCUGCGGGAGCUGCCACGAUCAUCGGGAGUGCUGGAGCAGCUGCUUUAGGAUCCACUGCUGGGAUUGCUGUCAUGGCAUCCCUUUUUGGAGCAGCAGGAGCUGGUCUUACUGGAUACAAAAUGAAGAAACGUGUGGGAGCCAUAGAAGAGUUUGAAUUCCUCCCACUUACAGAAGGGAAGCAGCUUCACAUCACCAUAGCAAUCACUGGAUGGCUGUGCACUGGCAAAUAUGGGAGCUUCACAGCCCCGUGGAGCAGCAUGUUGCACUCGAGUGAGCAGUACUGCCUGGCCUGGGAAUCCAAGUACUUGAUGGAGCUUGGCAACGCCUUGGAUUCCCUGCUGAAUGGCUUUGUGAACAUGAUGGCUCAAGAAGCCCUAAAAUUCACUGUCUUGUCAGGGAUUGUGACAGCCUUGACUUGGCCAGCAUCACUCCUGACUGUUGCCAGUGUCAUUGACAACCCCUGGGGAGUGUGUCUGCAUCGCUCUGCUGAAGUGGGCAAACACCUUGCACGCAUCCUGCUCAGCAGACAGCAGGGCCAGAGACCUGUCACACUGAUUGGCUUCAGCCUGGGUGCCAGAGUCAUUUACUUCUGCCUGCAGGAAAUGGCUCAGGAAAAAGACUCGCAAGGGAUCAUUGAAGAUGUUGUCUUACUGGGAGCUCCAGUGGAAGGAGAAGCCAAGCACUGGAGAGCUCUCACCAGGGUGGUGUCAGGCAGGAUCAUAAAUGGCUUCUGCAGGGGGGACUGGCUGCUGAGCUUUGUUUACAGAACCUCCUCUGUGCAGCUCAACGUCGCAGGCCUCCAGCCAGUCGACCUGGAUGACAGGAGGAUGGUGAACAUGGAUCUUUCCUCCGUGGUAAACGGCCACCUGGACUACAUGAAGCAGAUGGACACGAUCCUAAAAGCCGUGGGCAUUAAAACCAAGGGAUGCCAGCUGGAAGGGAAGGGCAGUGGCAGUCUUUUUUCCCCUCAAGCUAAGAAAUCCCAGCGGGCAGCUGGCAGUGAGGCUCGGAUAGAGGAAAACACCAGGAAAGAGGAGGAUGAGGCUGGGAGUGAGGCUCUCCCAGCUGGCUGUGCUCACCGACAGAAUUCCUCCAGCUCUGCCCUGGGAGAGCCCUCGUCUCCCUGCCCAGACUGCUCACACAGCACAGAUAGCAAGGAGCAGGCAGUGGAGAAGGGAGCAAAUUAGGGCAGAGCUGCUCAGCCAGCACAAAAACCGCUGUCAGCACAUCCGUGGCACUGGGAUUCCCAGAGGAUGGAGCUGGCGGAGCUGCAGCUGCAGUUUCCAGCCCCUCCGGAGAAAAGUGCGGCACUGGCGUGCCACUGGAUCAAAGCGUCUGGAGCCUCCCACGGCACCGCCCCGAGGCGAGAGAGGGCUGAUUCCUGCCGGGAUAUGCUCUGCUCCUCAGGAAUCCAGGACAGAUCCCAUCCAAAUCCUUGCAGGCAGCAGCUGCACCCCUCGGCACGGUGUCCCUGCUGUGACUGGGGGAAGCAGGUGGCUCUGAGGAGAUUUUAAACAUUUCACAGAGAAGGGUUCAUUAUAGGAAAUUAAAAUCAUUUCUCCACUGGAGAUGAGUUUAGUUUGAGGAUCUCAGGUGUGUUCCAGGCUCUGCCUGCCUCACUCUGGACAGAUCUGGAUCUGCUCUCCAACUGUGCUGACCAGGAGGGGAAAGGCUCAGGCUGCCAGGCUUCCUUCCCUGCCUGCUGCAGGGUUGCUGUCAGGGCUCGGGCACUUUCCCAUCUCCAAGAGAGUUUCCCUGUCUCCAGGCUGAGAUUGGUGGGUGUUGGAGGCCCUGUUCCUGUUAGACACAUGUUUGGGACCCUGGGGGAAAGCAGUGGGAAAACCGAGGGGGUUUUGGAUGGUUUCUGAAAAUCCCAGGUUCUACAAGCCAGCAACCAACUGAGACUUUCCUUUUGUGUCCCACAGACAUCUCCAGCCUUAAAAGCUCCAUCCAGACAUAUUUUAAUUGGCUUAGAACAAAGCCAAUACUUGGCACGGGAUAAACAUGGAUCUGUUUGAUUUCUGUCUCCUUCCAUAAAAGUGAAUUGGCUCCACUCUCUUCAUCCCCAGUCUCAGAGCAGAGGGAAGAACCCGGCCCUACAUUCCCUGCCAGAGCAGCUCCAGAGCCUUGUGGGAAUGAUCCACAUCUUCCAUAAAAGCCCCUUUUCUGGCUAGUUUUGCUGCUGAGCCCAAGCAAGUGCAUCAGGGAGGAGUGUGGCAGGAGGAUAACCCCACUCUGGAGUUUUAUGCUUUGCCACAAGGGAGGGUUCAAACUCUUCCACCUCCAUCUGGGGAGUCCUGUUGACUCAUGAGAGGGAAAAUACUGGGAUUGCACCUUCCAGUUGUGCUUGACACAGGGUUCUCCCCCUCCUCCUCCCCACUGACCCAACAGCCAUGUUAAUCCCCCCUCCCAUUCCCAGCUGUCUGCAAACCUUACCUGCAGAUCAUUCCUCAUGGAGUCAGACACAGCUGGGUUUGGGGGUGAUGCUGUGACCCAGCAAAGCACUGUGGUUUGGAUGCAGUGCCUGGCAAUUCCUCUCCCUAAAUCCAGCAUCCCAGGGGGCUCAGACCUGCCCAGCUCUGACCUGGAAGGGUGCCUUGCUGUGGAGAUGGGAGGGACUGGCUGUGGGAUCCCCCAGGGAUGGGGCUGUUCAGCCAGCUGCUGUUGGUGCUGCAAGGUUGGGAUGGGAUUCCUCUGCUCAUCUGAGAGUUUGUCCACAAGCAAACACCUAAUUACACAGAACUGCCUGCAUGAGAGAGGAAGGAAUUAUUGCUUUUGAAUAUUUGGCUUGAAGAGGUGAAUCUCCCUCUCUCUUCGUCCAUCUCCCGAGGCUGAUUUGGUACCUAACAAACUUCCAGACUCCACAGUAUCUUUUUCUGCUCCUUUUUGACUUGGGUUGUAGUCCAAGCUUGUAUUUAUAUAAAACCAUUGUGGGAAGAUGUACAUCUUGAUCUGGAUGCUCAACACCAGCCCCAAGCUCCAUCUGUGGCAAAAUUGAACAGUUUGAGGUUUGAGCCUGUGCUCGGCCCUCAGUGUGUCCUGGUCACUCAUCCCUAGCUCCCACGGGAUUUGUGGCACAGAAAUGCUGGGUUGGUCAUACAAACUCCAGUUCAGUUCUGGAACAUCCAUGGGCAACAUGGAAAGAAAACUGAAAGUGGCCUGGCGUGUGGCUGCUUCUUCCAGCAUCCUGUAUCCAGGGAUGCUCUGUGUCCAUUUAGGUAUCAGGGAGUUCCAGGAGAACAGUCUUGGAAUUGGGCAGAAGGCUUGGAUGAAGGGUCCAGGGAGGGCACAGCAGCGAACUGCCAGCCCAAAGGCACUUGAGAAAGAAUUUACUAAAAUAAUUUCUUUUAUUGAUUUUUUGAAGUGCCCACUUGUCACAUGUACUCAGUGUUCCCUCUGCUUAUGGCUCUGGGAAGGGGGCUGGCAUUGUCAUUUAAAAUACAAUUUUCCUUUAGAUUCUUAUCUGAAGGGGGGAAAAAAGUGUAUUUUCUAACUGCAUCAUCGAGGAUGUGAUGGAUUGUUGGAGGGAAGUGAGAUGGCCCUGUGCCAGGAGUGGGAAGCUGUGGGAUGGAGCCUGUGGGAGGAGCUGAUCCCAUUACUACUGCAAGACAUGCAUGGAGCCACCGUGAGUCGCACCCCACACCCACUGAACAUUCAAAAAUCAGUGUUGGACAUUCUGCACCAAAUUCAGCCCCCGCAGUGCAGCUCUGUGUGACAAGGCACGGCAGUGCCGUGAGCUGGAGUGCACUGUGUGACAGGAACCUGAGAACGACACGACUCCAGGGAGGAGAUCCUGCCCCAGCUCCAGGAAGAUGUGAUGUUCUGUGGGCUGAAGCAAUCCCAAACCUCAGUGUUCCUGCUGAAGCAGCUCCAGACCUCUUGCCCAUGAGCCACAGGACGUUUUUCCACCACUCCCCCCAGUGCACUUGGAGGAGAUCUGCUGAGCUCUGUGUGUGCAAAGCCAAGCCUUGGCUUGAGGUUAGGGAGACACAAAGUCUGGAAUCCAAAGUUCAGACUCACCAGAGAUGGAAAGGCCAAUGGAAGGGUUAGGGAAUUGUGGUGGUGAGCACAGGAGAGAUGAAAGAGAGACAAAGCAGGUUAAUUCAGCAGCCACACCUGGCUUUGCACUGUUUGAUCCUCCUUGUGAUAGCGCCCGGGACCACCAUCCUCUCCACAAGUUGCAUCGCGUGCCGGAACAGGGAACCAGGAGAUGGCUUGUGGCAAAUCAGCUCCCAGAGGGUUUGUGCUGGGCCUGGGGGAUCCUUGCUAGCACACAGAGCUGUGUGUCCCCGUUCAGGCCACGGGGGUGCCCAGCUGCAGCUCUGUGUCCGGGGGCUCUGUGUCCCAGAGGCUGACGGAGCGGGCGCCGGGGCCCCGCGGCGCCGGGAGCAGCCGGGGCUCACUCCCCGGUGCCCCAGAGUCCAUGGAGUCGGUCUCAGCCUGCAGGGUGAGCACGUUCUUGAGGGAGGUGGCAGCGCGGGGCCCGCUUUUGGAAUUCCUCAUGGACAGGGAGAUGGCGCUGGGCCGGGGCUCUGCCAAGCGCCGGCAGCAGGGCAGGAAUUUGCCCAUGGCCCUCUUGAAGUCCCUCAUGAAGAGUGGGUAGAUGAUAGGGUUCAUGGUGCUGUUGCAGUAGCCCAGCCAGGUGAGCACAUCGAAGAAUCCGGCCGGGACACAGACACAAACUGCCUGGGGGGACACAGCAGGGAUCAGCAGCCUCCCACCUCAGCCCCAACCCAGAGGGGUUUCCCGGGCACGCCAACAUUCCCCUGUCAAAGGAAACCUUCAAAUCUCUUUUGAAGGGUCUUUUCCUUGCUGUUGCUCCCUGGGGAAUUGCAUCCUUGGUCCCAGAGGUCCAGCAAGACUUUCUGGUGCCUCCAGUAGAACCCAGCUGAAUUCCAAAGGGAAAACUUCUGGAAACCCGACAUCAAGCCCCCACAGGCUCUUACCUGAGCUACGUUGGUGACGAAGAAGGGCAGCCAGGCCACGAAGAACAUGCCCAGGAGGAUGCCCAGGGUCAGGCUGGCCUUCAGAGCCUUCUUGCUGUGCUUGUUGGUGAACCUCCUGCUCUCGCUGCCAGCCAGGGCCUGGCUUGGGGCAUGUGGGACCUGCAGCCAGACACAGGGAGUGGUGGGCAGCUCUCCCUGGUGCCAGGACUGGCCUCUUCUCAAGAAAAGUGGCAUUUGCUGCUCCAGAUCCUGCAAAAGCCCUGCCAGUAAUUCCCUUCUCUGAGGGGCAGGAGCUGGGCCCUGAAGCACAAAUUAGGAAGGGGAAGCAAUAGAAACCCUCAACACUGAGGGUAUGAUUUUAUUUACUGUAAAAUAGCAUGUUUGUCAUUAGGCUGCUCUUUAGAGAAAAACCCAGCUCAGUCCAUGUGAGGAUAAAGCCUGACCUAAACAGGCAGCUCCAGCUGCUGAUUACAGCAGCAAACUAAUUAUGGUUUUAAAAGGAGGACAUGAAACAUUUCAGCCUCCAAACACCAUAACCCAGCCCUCUGUCCCCUCCUGCAAUCUAAAAUUAAGUGAUUAUCUCAGCCCUCCUCUGUAAUUAAAUGAUGCCCUGUUGGAACUCAGCUUCUGGCCCAAAAAGAGUACAAAAAUCUCUAAAAUUAGAUGAAGAUGAAAAAGGUUAAAAGAUGAAUCUGAGGGUUCCUGGCUGACACCUUGUUCCUCAGCCAGUUUGGGUCUUCAGGGAGCCUUCUGGGCCUCAGCUGAAUGACAGGGGGAUGGAUGCUGCUCUUGUAUAGCACAGCAAAGCCGUGAACAUCCCCUGACUCUGUGGAGUCCAAAAACCUGGCAUCCUGCAAGAAAAUAAACACUUUAUGAUAUUGUGUG
Messenger RNA from Haemorhous mexicanus (house finch), 6716 nucleotides. RefSeq names its product transmembrane and coiled-coil domains 4 (gene TMCO4). The record is from RefSeq and is a predicted model, not a curated record. NCBI's taxonomy places the organism in Eukaryota, Metazoa, Chordata, Aves, Passeriformes, Fringillidae. The transcript has 14 exons. The coding region runs from base 240 to 2072 and encodes 610 amino acids.